Molecule: messenger RNA, 1527 nt
Organism: Eurypyga helias (sunbittern)
Lineage: Eukaryota; Metazoa; Chordata; Aves; Eurypygiformes; Eurypygidae
Product: ankyrin repeat and BTB/POZ domain-containing protein 2-like
Exons: 13
Coding region: 1-1527 (508 amino acids)
Molecular function (GO): protein binding
Source: RefSeq, a predicted model, not a curated record
AUGAACUCCAUAAGUAAGGGUAUGACCCCACUAAUGUACGCCUGUGCUGCUGGAGAUGAAGCCAUGGUCCAAAUGCUGAUAGAUGCUGGAGCAAAUUUAGACAUACCAGUUCCCAGCACCUCUCCACGAUACCCUUCAGUCCAUCCCGACAGCCGGCACUGGACUGCUCUGACCUUUGCGGUUUUACAUGGGCACAUCUCUGUGGUUCAGCUGCUCCUGGAUGCUGGUGCCCAUGUUGAGGGCUCUGCCGUUAACAGUGAAGACAACUAUGCCGAGACGCCUCUUCAGCUGGCUUCAGCAGCAGGGAACUACGAGUUGGUCAGCUUAUUGCUAAGCAGGGGUGCUGAUCCGCUCCUGAGUAUGCUGGAAGUCAAUGGUAUGUCUUCAUCGCUUCAUGAAGAGAUGAAUUGCUUCAGUCACUCAGCUGCACACGGGCACAGGAACGUUCUGCGCAAGCUGCUGACUCAGCCCCAGCAUCUGAAGGAGGAUGUCCUCUCGCUGGAGGAGAUUUUAGCCGAGGGGGUGGAGAGUGACACCUCCAGCCAGGGCAGCUCCAGCGAGGGGCAAGUCAGGCUUUGUAAAACUCGAAUGAAGGCUCUGCAGGAGGCCAUGUAUUACAGCGCGGAGCACGGCUAUGUAGACAUCACCAUGGAGCUGCGGGCGCUUGGAGUCCCAUGGAAGCUCCACGUGUGGAUCGAGUCACUACGGACAACCUACUACCAGUCCCGUUACUCAGUCGUACAGACCCUCUUACGGGAAUUUGUCACCAUUAAAGAAGAGGACUAUAAUGAAGAACUGGUUAACGAAGGGUUGCAGCUCAUGUUUGAUAUCCUCAAAACCAGCAAAAAUGCUUCUAUCAGUCAGCAGCUUGCAUCCAUCUUCACCCACUGCUACGGCAGCAGCCCGAUACCCAGCAUUCCUGAAAUCCAAAAGACGCUGCCAGCUCGGCUAGAUCCUCACUUUCUAAACAAUAAAGAAAUGUCUGAUGUAACUUUCUUAGUAGAAGGAAAGCUAUUCUAUGCACACAAAGUCCUGCUGGUUACUGCAUCUAACAGGUUUAAGACGCUAAUGACCAAUAAAACAGAACAUGACAGCCAUGGCAGCAAGACUGUUGAAAUCAGCGACAUGAAAUACAAUAUUUUUAAGAUGCUGAUGCAGUAUUUAUACUAUGGAGGAACAGAAUCUAUGGAAAUUCCCACCACUGAUAUCUUAGAGCUGUUGUCAGCUGCCAGCCUGUUUCAACUGGAUGGCCUCCAGAGACACUGUGAAAUCCUCUGUGCCCAGACGAUCAGCAUGGAGAACUCCGUUAACAUCUAUAAAUAUGCAAAGAUUCACAACGCACCUGAACUAGCCUCUUUUUGUGAGGGCUUCUUCCUCAAGCACAUGAGCUCUCUCCUAGAGCAGGACUCGUUCAAACAGCUCAUCUACAGCAGGAACAGCAAAGUGCAAGGCCUGGACCCGCUGCAGGACUUGCAGACCGCCCUGGCCGGCCGCCUGCACUCCGUGUACGUCACCUCCAGGGUGUGA